AUAACGCCGCGGGCAGCUGUUUGCAGCUGAAUAUACUUAUAUAUAUUAUAUAUACUUAUAUAUAUAAUAUGUGAACUUGGCUAGAUUUCUUUGCCAGAAGCAUCUUAUAGCCCUUGCGUUGAGUUGAGCGGCAUCAGAAGGUGUGUUAAUCACUGGUAACAGCUGCUUUUUAAUGUGUAUGUGUGAGUGCGCCUAUGAACUUCAGUAUCCAGUGCUGUAUACGUACAUAUAUGUAUAUGUAUAUGUAUGUGUGUAUGUGUAGAUUAUCAGCGGCAGCUAUCUGUGGUAUCUACACAUUGCUGCAGCUCGGCUGCCACAGCGCGUCAUGGCUCAGUUGCGUGUGGACGCACCACGGAUGUGGACAAGAAUUCCAGCAUUUGGCGCUUAAAUGCCGUAAAGUACGCGUUUUUAACCUUAGUGCACUUGCAAUUUGUACAUUUGUGUAUUUGUAAAUAAUUUUCGAGCGCUAUUUUAUAAAAAAAAUUAUGAUUUGGAGCUUCAAAGUGAACACACUGAUAAUAAAAAUAAAAAAAUUAUUAUAUGCAGCGCGAAUAACAAGUACUUAGUUAGCUAAUAACGGCACGUUUGCUACAUAUAAUAAAAAAAUCGCAAGUAUAUAAGACAACUGCAGCGCUGAAAGCAAAGCUACGGAAAUAAAAAUCACAUAUCUUCCCUUGGUUACUUAAAAAUAUCACAUGCGAUAAAAUUAUAAACUAUAAACCGACAAAAAUAAGUAAAGUCGUUACUACCCUUCAAAAACAGUGAAAUUAUCAAACGGCGUCAUCACAAGCGCGUCAGCAGCAUGUCAAAGAAGCUCUUCAUACUUGUUCUGACGGUUGCGCUGGUAGUGAUAAUAUUUGUUAAUAGUGUCAGUAGCUCCGCUGUGUUGAUCUCUGAUAAUGCUAUGUCAGUUAUGGUAGAGCUUUCCUCGCGCCAUCCUUUCUGUAAAAUGCACACUGAUCGUGGUGAUAUCCAACGCAUGCUGCUGCAAUCGGAUCCCAGACGCAUCCGACAGGUACCGCGCGAAUCGGUUAUGGAGCUGGAGGAGGUCUGUUUAAAAUCGGGCUCGUAUGGGCGCGAGUUUCGCGGUGGCUUGGGUUUUAUCUAUCCCGGCACGAAAUGGUGUGGACCAGGCACCACCGCUGACGAUUAUAAUGACUUGGGUCCGCAUAUCGCCGAAGAUCGCUGCUGUCGCGAACACGAUCACUGUCCGAAUGUAUUAAAUGUGGGCGAAUGUCGGCGUGGUCUCUGCAAUACUGGCACUUUUACGCGUUCACAUUGCGACUGCGAUGCGCGUCUGCGCAAAUGUUUGCAAUCACUCAAUACAGAAACGGCUAACACGCUCGGCGCGAUAUUCUACAACGUGGUACAGGUCACUUGCUUCCAAGAGCGCAGUCCGUGCUCGGCACAUCAAAGGGCCGGUUAUAAUAAAACGGAACAGGAUACCAUUUGCGCUCAGUGGCAAUAUCAGCCAUCCGAAAAAUAUGUACCCAGUGCACCAGGACGCACUUAAAUUAUUAAGAGACAGCAUAAUAAGGAAGAUGACCGGUAACGAUGGAGCAACAGAACAACGAAAAUUUCAGCAAUUAUCUCAACUUAUGUACUAUAAAUAUAUGAGUACCUAAUUUUACAUACAUAUAUACCUGAUUAAAAAUGUAUACAAAUUUCUUAUAACAAACGAUCAAAUAGAAAAUUACGCCAAAGUAUGGUACAUUACGAAGGAAAUGAGACCAGAGAAAGUAUUAAUCACUCUUAUUAAUAAAAAUAAUUGUAUAAAAAUACUUAUUUAACUAUUUUUAAUUUGUUAAUUGUUUAUCAAUAGUAACAAUAUUUUUAUAUAUUUUUAUUAACACGUGCGCAAAAUAUUUAUGCACAAUAUAGUUUCAUACUGCUAAUACUUUUUCAUGAAAUCACAUUUCAUAAUCACGGUUUCUCUUUGUUUUUAUAUUUCUUUUCAAACGAAUCGCGCUUAUGCCAGGUGGCAAAUAUAUCAAAAAAUAGUUGGCGUUUUUAAAGAGUUAAAAACUUUUGUAAUAUUUUAUUCACUUUCGAUACUUUCUAUGUUCCAUUUUUAUACCCUGCAAAGGGAGACCGUAUAAAGUAUACCAUAAAUGAUCAGUGUGACGAGCUGAGUCGAUUUAGCCACGUCCGUCUGUCUGUCCGUCUGUAUAUACGCGAACUAGUCUAUCAGAUAUUGGUUUGGAAUUUUACAGACGUCCCUUUCUCAUUAAAAAGCUUGUUGCCAUACAACUGACCGAUCGAACCCAAGUUCUUGUUUGGAAAAUUUUUUUUUAUAGCCGCCAUACAAACUGAAAGUCCUUGUAUCGAAAACUUUUUUUUUAUUUGACCAGAUAUAUUCACGAAAUUGGGCAGAUAUUAUGUCCGAACAUAAAAGUUCAGUUAGGACAACUAUAGUAUAUAGCUGCCACACACAAACUAACCGAUAACCAAAAUAUAUAGUCAUUUUUUUCCGAACUUUAUUCAUAAGGCAACCUUUUUCCUUCAAUUAUUUAAUUACUUUUCCAAAUUUCAUUCAAGUGGAAAGCUUGUCUCUUUUUUGUUUUUUAAUUUGCACCAGCUUAAUAAAUUUAAAAUGAAAGCAAAAAAAUUUAGGAAAUGUGUAAGAAAAUGACGGAUUGUGUAGGGCGGAAAUAUCUUUAGAUAUCUUAUACGAGCACAUAUAUACAGACAUGAAAUUGAAGUCUAUUUAUGUUACAAAUACUUACAUAUCAAUUGUAUAUCAGUAUCAAUUAAUACAUGCAAAAUAUGAAAUACCUACUUAUGUACAAAUAAAUAAAAUAUUUUAUGCUCAAAGAA
Bactrocera oleae (olive fruit fly) is the source of this 2817-nucleotide messenger RNA. RefSeq names its product acidic phospholipase A2 PA4. Gene Ontology annotation, biological process: arachidonate secretion; phospholipid metabolic process. Lineage: Eukaryota; Metazoa; Arthropoda; Insecta; Diptera; Tephritidae. The record is from RefSeq and is a predicted model, not a curated record.